GACGAAUUUAAUUGGCACUCAGCCCAUUGUAUUGUUAUUACUGAUCAAAUUCAUACAUUGUAUAAUCUUCGAUCAAACAUUAAGUCUGAUUUGUAAUUACACAAGUAGUUCACUUACAUCAUGUUAUUUAAUAAUUAUACUGAUCAUUAAUUUCACAAUCUUAUUUUAAGUAUACACUUAUUCAAGCUAACACUUUACUAGUCACUUCAACAUUAACAAUUUUGAUUUGAUUUUACAAACAGCCCUCAAUUCAUAAACUUUAAUUUUGAAUCUUGUUAGUAAAGACGCCGACCAGGAGUAAGUAAUGCUGUUCAAACGAUCAUCUACUUUACUACGAAUUAAGUUUGUGAAAGAAAAAAAUAGAAUCAAUUUUCAACUACAGAAUAGAAGGUGAAAAGUGGAACGAUAUACAUUAUGAGGAAUAUCUUCGUCAAAAUAUUUCAAUUAUUUACAAUUAUGGAAAUUUUCAUUUAUUUAAAUAUGUAUCAAACAGUAGUACACACUAAGCCGAUAGAAACAUAUGCAAAAGAUGAUGUGAACUUUUCAAAACCAUGUCCUGAAGAAAACUACAGAUAUCAUAAUGCUACUGGAUAUUUUAUGUGCACUGUUGAAACAGCCAAAAAAUGCAUUGACUUAUGUCAACAAACAGGAUGCAAUGAUUUAUAUUUUAUGAGUGUGAUCCCUUCGAAAAAUGAUAAAAUCAAACGAAACUAUCGUUGUCGCUGUUUCCAGGAUUAUCACGUCUGCUUUUAUAAUCCAUUGCCAAGAUAUCAUAACAUUAAUUAGUUGAUAAUAAUACUACUACUACUAAUAAUAAUAAU
Messenger RNA from Schistosoma mattheei, 821 nucleotides. NCBI's taxonomy places the organism in Eukaryota, Metazoa, Platyhelminthes, Trematoda, Strigeidida, Schistosomatidae. The record is from the annotation of a GenBank genome assembly.